Molecule: messenger RNA, 2531 nt
Organism: Esox lucius (northern pike)
Lineage: Eukaryota; Metazoa; Chordata; Actinopteri; Esociformes; Esocidae
Gene: ogg1
Product: 8-oxoguanine DNA glycosylase
Exons: 8
Coding region: 315-1490 (391 amino acids)
Biological process (GO): base-excision repair; nucleotide-excision repair; base-excision repair, AP site formation
Cellular component (GO): nucleus
Molecular function (GO): 8-oxo-7,8-dihydroguanine DNA N-glycosylase activity; damaged DNA binding
Source: RefSeq, a predicted model, not a curated record
UUUAAAUGUUGGUUAAAUUAUGAUAGUCAAAUCGUCAUCAAUACUCAAACUAAUUUAAGACAUUUUAUCUAGAACGUUUAAGUGUCUAUUAAUGUAAGAAAUAAGCGCGAAGUAUAUAUGUUAGUCAAAUUCCUUAGAUCACUCCGUGUAAUUCUUGUUGUCCAUUCUUUAGGGUUUAACUUCGGUAAAAUAAGUAUUGGCCAACACAUCCAGACGUGCAUUCAUCAGCGUUGACGUGAAGAAGUGUAAACAGCGACUGUCUCCACUAGUAAGAAGUAACUGUAGUUACAGUAUGUGGUGAGCUGUCCAGCACAAUGUCCCAGCAUGCAUUACUGUCAGAUGGGACUAAAACAUGGAGCUCCCUGGCCUGCUCACGGUCAGAACUCCGUCUGGACCUUACACUUGGUUGUGGACAGAGCUUCCGCUGGCGAGAGACAGGGGAUCACCACUGGACUGGAGUGAUGGGUGGACGAGUGUGGACUCUAACCCAGACAGAUGACACUCUAUGGUACCACAUCUACAAUAGUCCAAGCUCCACAGGAGAGGGGGUUGGGACGAAGAGGAGGGCAGGGGACCCGCUCUGCGGGUCAGUAGGGUCAAGUAAGAGAUCCAAAAGGGUGAAGGAAGAAGAAAAAGAGGAGCCAGUGGCAUACGGGAAGGAGGAAGAGCUGCUAAAGGAUUACUUCCAGCUGGCGGUGAAGCUGGGGGAUCUGUACAGAGAGUGGGGAGCAGCCGACCCACACUUCAAACACAUUGCCAACAUCUUUACUGGUGUGCGAAUGCUACGUCAGGACCCUAUAGAGUGCCUGUUCUCCUUCAUUUGCACCUCGAACAACCACAUCUCUCGUAUCCAGGGCAUGGUGGAGAGGCUGUGCCAGUCGCUGGGCGCUCCACUGUGCCAGCUGGACCAGACCAGCUACCAUGACUUUCCAUCCCUGUCUGCCCUGGCAGACAGCGGCGUGGAGGAGUGUCUCAGGGACCUGGGGUUUGGGUACCGGGCUAAGUUCCUUCAGCAGAGUGCCAGACACAUCCUAGACUCCCAUGGUGGACCCUAUUGGCUCCAGGAGCUCCGCGCCGCCACCUACCUGCAGGCCCGGGAAGCACUACGCACUCUGCCUGGGGUGGGCCCUAAAGUGGCAGACUGUGUUUGUCUGAUGUCUCUGGACAAGGCCUGUGUCGUGCCCGUGGACACGCACGUGUGGCAGAUUGCUAAGCGAGAUUACAGAUGCACAGCGGGUACCGGGCAGAAGAGCCUCACUGACAAAGUCCACCGGGAGAUUGGGGACUUUUUCAGACAGCUAUGGGGUCCUUACGCCGGUUGGGCACACUCGGUGCUGUUCUGUGCUGACCUGAAAAAGUUCCAGAAACUGAAAGAAACAGCCUCUCUGAAACAGGAGGAAGUCAAGCAUGAGAUAAAGGUGGAGGGAGACAGGAAGAAGCUGAAAAUCCCCCAAACGGGCCCUAGGAAUGCGAAAAAGUGUGUGAAGUGAGUUCAGCUCAGGUUAUGCGUUGAUGAGUAACGUCAGCUCCGGACACUUCUUCUACACGUCUCAUUCUCUGCGCACUCGGUUCUUCAAAUGUACCUUAAGGUAGUCUGAGUGUCUGAGUGUGAUUAAUUACACGAUCACCUGCACAAUGUGGCCACUGUCAGGGGAGGGAUUGUAGAAUGACGCAAGACUGUGGUAUAAAUGUGAUGUCAUAUAUGGGAAAUAAUUAUUUCUGUUCAGACUCUGAAUGGAAUGCUACUGAUUCCUCUUACUGUCCUUUAAAUCUCAACAGGUAGGUGUCAUUUUACUGCAUUGUCUUUACAUAUGAACAUAGCAGGGAGAAACCUUUUUUUAUGGAUUAUUAUUGUAUUAGACUGUAUUUGUAGGGGUUAAAACAAUAAAAUAAAAGAAUCAGUGUUAUGUUUAUAGAUGACUUACACAUCUUGAUUUAGUCCAGUUGUGAAUAUCCUUUCUCUUUUGUUCCUAUGUUUUCCAAAUGAUGAUGAAAAUGUGCUAUGUCAGAGGCUGCCUGUAGAUGGCAAUAAGAUCACAACAUCAUGAAAUUAUGAUUGCAAUAUGAUUUCCUGGACCAGUCACUUCAAAAGAUGAUUCUACCUAGGUAAUAUUAUGAUGAGUUAUUUGCUUAGCUUUGGCUUUAAACAAAGGAAAAAUCUACAAAGCAGAUGAAUCUGGAGAAAUGCAACCACUCUUAAAUUCAGUGAUUGGGUUGGGGAUGUAAGGACUGACAAUCCAUGAUAAACAACUAUAAAUGAGAUCACUUAUGGUAUUUUUUUGUCAUGUUUUUAGGUGGCUUUAUUGUAAUUGUUAAUAUUUCUUAUAUUUUAUAUACAUUUUUCACUUUGACAGGAACAUUUGGACAGAUACAGAUUUUCUUUAAGUUGAAGUAGCAGUGAGUCGGACUGAAACCCAUAUUGAACAUGUGUACAGAGACGAGAUUUUGACCAAGGGGCAACCUUAGGCUGUAUUGUUGUUUAUAAUUAGAUAGUUUACAAAAUUGGGAAUAAAAUACAUGUAUACUUGGUU